AUAAAAUACUUGUAUUAAUGGUAUUAACCAAUUAAUUAGAAUCAAUUAGAAUAAUAAAAACCUUUUUUAUUCUUGUUAAUAAUAGCAAUUGCGUGUUUUAUAUAUAAUUUGAAAUUCAUAUUCGAUAAAUACCAAAACAUCAUAUUUUACAGUUUUAUCAGAAUUAUCAUCCGUUAAACAAGUUUCGUUCAUUUUCACCAGCAUCCAGCUUCAAGCCUUCAAGACUGAUUUUUUUAUAUAUAAGUGUAGUUUAAGAAUAUUUCACGAUGUCAAAACGUAAGAGAAAAACAGAGAGUAAGAAGAAUGCUGAAGGUGAAACGAUCACAGAGGAAUUUUCUGUUGAGAAGAUUCUAGAAAAGAGAAUAAGGAAUGGAAAAGUUGAAUAUCUGUUAAAAUGGAAAGGAUAUUCAGAUGAGGACAAUACUUGGGAGCCAGAGGAAAAUUUAGAUUGCCCUGAUUUAAUUUCGGCAUAUGAAGAGAAGGUACAGAAAAAUGAUGCAAAUGAUUCUGCAACAGAAACUGAAAAAAAUUCAAAGCAAAAAAAUAUUAUUGAAGACAAUAGACCUCGUGGUUUUGAUCGUGGCCUAGAGCCAGAUACUAUUAUUGGUGCAACAGAUGCAAGUGGUGAACUUAUGUUUUUAAUGAAAUGGAAGGGCUGUGAAGAAGCUGAUCUUGUACCUGCCAGACAAGUUAACAUCAAAUGUCCUGAAAUUGUUAUUAGUUAUUAUGAGAAAAAGAUCCCUUGGUACUGCCAUAAACCACCUUCUCCACCUGUUGUUGCUGAAAUUGAAAUAUUGGAUUGAUUGCUAAAUUUAGGAUAUUUUUUUAUUGUAUCCUUUUAUUAGAUAUUUCAUUGAAAAAAUUGAUAUGAAUAAAUUGUCAAUAUAUAUUUUGAAUAGACUAAAAUAAACUGAAAAGUAUCCAUA
Molecule: messenger RNA, 926 nt
Organism: Agrilus planipennis (emerald ash borer)
Lineage: Eukaryota; Metazoa; Arthropoda; Insecta; Coleoptera; Buprestidae
Product: chromobox protein homolog 1
Exons: 3
Coding region: 267-803 (178 amino acids)
Biological process (GO): chromatin organization; negative regulation of transcription by RNA polymerase II
Cellular component (GO): nucleus; pericentric heterochromatin
Molecular function (GO): chromatin binding
Source: RefSeq, a predicted model, not a curated record